Molecule: messenger RNA, 4749 nt
Organism: Trichoderma breve
Lineage: Eukaryota; Fungi; Ascomycota; Sordariomycetes; Hypocreales; Hypocreaceae
Product: tetratricopeptide repeat domain-containing protein
Exons: 6
Coding region: 1-4749 (1582 amino acids)
Molecular function (GO): ADP binding; protein binding
Source: RefSeq, a predicted model, not a curated record
AUGGAUGAAGACUGUAUUGAGUCAGGCGAGCCAAUCUAUGAGCUCGCGAGCGAAUGCGAGAAGCUAUUCGCCGAACAAAUCUCGAGGCUAAAAGACGAAGCCAACCUUAAUGGAGCAAAGGUUGUUGGGGAAUACCAACAACGAUUUUCAGCAUGGGCGGCCUUCUUAGGCGUGUUCGCCGUUCCCGAAAUGUGCCUUGAUCGUAGGCUACAGAGGCAUGCCGAUAUACAAGAUCUGGCUCUUCGUUUGCUAGAUAUUAUGAAGAGAAAUUUGACCUAUCUUUUCGAACCUGAGAAUGCUUCUGAUGGAGAGGAUAUUGAGGUCUCCGAUUCAGACGGAGCUUCAUCGCCUCAGCCUCAACUCCAAAUCAGCAUAGAAAGUCUAAGAGGUAUCGAGGGGGCCAUCGAACGACUCCAUCAUCUUGGAGGGACCAUUCAAUCAUCAUCAGAAGCAAGCCAGGCAACUAAAUUGGGAAAAUUCGCGGCAAAAUUUGACUCUACCUCAUUCGAAGGAGUCGCGCGCCUAGCCAUCACUUCAUUCUAUCCGGACGCAAGUCCAUCUCUGAUCGAGCAACUCGCGCGCGCAAUGACGGAUAUGUAUCAAAAGUUUCACUAUAGGCGAUCUCGUCAAGUGAGGCUCCAACCUCGACCUCAGUUACAGUUAUCUACUAUAAACGAAGAGUCAGCUCCACAGAUAAAGGCUGCCACAUGGGAAGCUGAUCCACCACCAGUUGCUGCUCCUCCUACUCCAGUAAACGAUAUAUAUAAACGGCUGGUUCGCCCAAUAGUUAUGUCACAUUUAGGAGCCAGAUCUCACCAGUCCAAGGAAUCCAAGCCUACGUCUCUUGACAGCCAAGAGUUCAAAAGGAGAUUUUCGCAGAGAAAGGACGGCUCUGUAAAAAGCAAAACAAAAUCUGUCGCUGCUAAUCUUGUCGCUUAUCCGCAACCAUCAGAAGCUAGUCUAGUCUGUGAUUGGUGCUUUUCACCUCUCUCUGAGGACGAGUUCAAAGGGGACAAAUGGAAGAAGCAUUUAAAUGAGGACUUUAAGCCUUUCCUCUGUCUCUCAGAGAAGUGUAGUGAGCCCUUAAAACGAUUCGCAACUUCCAGAGCCUGGUUUAGCCACAUGCUCGAAACUCAUGGUCAGAACUGGCACCGAGAAGUACAUUUGCCGGCUUGGUGGAGUUGUCCAUUAUGCAACAACCAGGAGACAACAUACCCAAAAUCACAAGACCUCUCAGAACACAUAUCAAGACUGCACUCGGACGUUUUUACAGAGCAACAGAUCCAGAUCAUCGUGCACCAGAGCAGACUUCGAGCUCCCCGUCCACAAGAUACUUGUCCCCUUUGUUGCCUUUCUAUGAACGAUGAGCAAAAUACCGAUCGAGAUAGUCAACCCUCAAAAGAAACACUAUUAAAGGUUCCAAAUAAAGGCGAGCAGCUCACAGAAAGUUCAAAGCGCAUAAAGACAGAGACUGGCUCCGUACAACUUGAUCAGCACAGUGACACCGACACUGGGUCAUCAGAGCAAGAAACACCAAAUCCUCAAAUACCAGUCUCCCAAAGCCAAGGCCAAUUAAAUAUUGAAACAAUUGCAAGGCAUGUGGCUGCGCAUCUUCAAGGCAUAAUGCUCUUCUCUCUUCGCAUCAUUUCUCUGGAUGCUGUCGUAGAUAAGUCAACGGACGAUAAGGUUUUGGCUGGUAACACCGACAAUGAUUUGUCCCGCCUUGGUUCAAAGCAACAACUCUCUCUUCCUGAGACUCAAGGGAUACUUGAAAGUAUCAAUGAUCUGCUGGUAGAAACUGAAGUCAUGGAUGUUGACAAUUCUUUGGUGGAAGAUACCAUUCCGGACUGUGAGCUGGACAUGAAUUGGCAAGAUUUCAUUCCUAAUAGUGAGCCUCCUCCGGAAGCCGACGCAUUUUUGCAACAAGUGAUAGAUUCUGGGGCAUUUCAAGCCAAGAAUCAGUCUUUAGCUCUUGAAACUAUCGCCAACAAUGCAUCUGAUAAACAACCAAUAAUAGCACGACCUCGCACACCACCAGCGACGAUCAUAAUAUUUCCUUUCCGCCACGAUCCAGAUUUUACUGGCCACGACAUUCUUCUUCAUGAUCUCGUCCAUGCAUGCUCUUCGCCUCCCGCUCGUUUAGCCCUCGUUGGCAUAGGUGGCAUUGGCAAAACUCAAUUAGCUAUUGAACUAGCUUAUCGUUUGGUCGCAUCAGCAAAAAUGUCUGUAUUCUGGGUCAACGCCGAAAGUCAGUCGAGCAUCAACGAAAGUUUCAGAACAAUUGCAUCCAAUCUCAGCUCGUGGAGACCAGAGAGUACGGCAGCUUCGAUACAAAUUUCGCACCGUUGGCUCUCCGAAGAACGAAAUGGUCGAUGGAUAUUAUUCCUGGAUGGUGCCAACGAUCAUAGCAUUUUCCAGGACGAACUCUACCUACCUAAGAGCCGAAAUGGGACAAUCGUCGUCACAACCCGCCGCAGAGAUGUGGCUUAUGGACUAACUGGAAACCAGCAAGACGUGAUUGAGAUUGGACCUAUAUCAGUAUCUAAUGCCGUCUCUCUUCUAGAAACGAAACUGAGACGGACAAUGAAAGAACCAGUUCCAAGGAUUGACGCAGCAAGUGGUCUCGUGAAAUCACUUUCCAUGAUUCCGCUAGCAAUUUGUCGAGUGGCCAAAUAUGUACAAUAUGCAUCAGCAGAGCCGUUGAAUGUACAAAAUGUACCAGCAGGGCGGCUCACCGAUGAUGAGUAUCCUGUUUCGAUUACUCGAUACCUCAAUGACGAGGGUAAUCCAUUGGGUUACCAAUUAGUCAAAGCUUCCCACGAUGAUUUACGCCCAAGGCGUAACCAGAUCGACCAUACCAAGUUCAUCUCAAGAAACAUCUUGGCUAAGCCAUUCACCAAAUCAUCAAAUCUUGGUGAUUCAUCGCCUUCGACAGUUGAUUUAGACGAGGAAGAUGUUCCUGAUGAUCCUUUUAUGUAUGAGGGUGAUAGAGACGACCGCAUCGUUGAUCAUGGAGGUUGGGAAAGAGUCGAUCACCAUGGAGAUUGGGCAAAAGUUUCUUCUGAUGAAGAUAUGCCGGAGUUAUCGGAAGAACAGCGGACGGCAAGGGAAACGGCAGAGGAGAAAGAAGAGAGAAAGGCAGCGCUACUCAAUACUGAGAAGCAACUUAUACAAUUAAGAGACAGCGAAGAGGCAAAAAUUAAAUUAUUAGAGUUGGAAUAUCUCAGCCCCGAUCGAAGCGGACAGAUUCACAAAAGUCUUUUUAAGACUUUCAAGUUAUCACUUGAUGCUAUUCGCUCACAAAGCUCAUCUGCGACUGAUCUCUUAUCGCUCAUGAGCUUUUUUGAUCGCCGAGGCAUUCCAAAAUGGUUACUGAGACCCUUUGUAGGAGAUCACAGCGUUCAAUUGACGGAUGACUUGGAGAUAUUACUGAAUCACUGCCUCAUCACAGCGAAUGGGACGAAGCAAGUGUUCGAGAUGCACGGGCUUAUCCAGCUCUCAGUGAAGAAGAAUCUGGACGCGUCUCAAUUACAAAUAUUUGAGCAGCAAUUUAUUAGGAGGCUAGCAAUGGCAUUUCCGAGAAGCAUCUACUCCAGCUGGGCAACCUGCGAAGAGCUCUUUGCCCAUGUCCAAGCGGCAGCCAACUAUCAACCAGUCCAUCGUUUGCUGGAAGAUUUUGCAAAUCUUCUACACAACGGAGGCCGAUUUGCGCGGCUACAAGGCAGAUACGAGAUUGCGAUGCAAUUGGCCGAACAAGCAUUAAUAGCGCGACAAAAGGCAGACAAGGAUGAUACGAAAACUUUGACACUAAUUGCGUUGAUACUCAUGGACCAAGGACAAUAUGACAGGGCCGAGGAAUUGUUCAACCAAGCAGUUGAUGCAUCCGGAAAAAGAAGCAGUAGCAUUCUCCAUCGAACGGAGAUGAUCCUGGAUAAUAACCUAGCGUUGGUAUACAAAGCCAAGGGCCGGUGGAAGAAGGCAAUGGACACCCAAGUCAGGGUAGUACCCUAUCGAGAACGAAUUUUAGGGCCAGAUCAUCCAAGAACUUUAACAAGUAAAUCAAACCUGGCAUCAAUUUACAGAGCCCAAGGCCGUUAUACGGACGCAGAGACUACACAGAAAGAAGUGGUUGACAGCUACAGAAACAAAUUCGGUCCUGAUCAUCACCUAACUCUGACCAGCUUGAAUAACUUGGGGUCGAUAUACCGGCUCCAGGGAAAAUUAGGGGAAGCCGAGACUCUUCAAGCACAAGCCCUCGUCUCCCUCAGGAUGAAGCUCGGGGGAGAACAUCCCGAUACACUCACAUGCAUGAACAGCUUAGCAUCAACAUACAGGCUCCAAGGCCGCCUUUACGAGGCCCAAUCUCUGCAAGAAGAGGCAUUGGAGAUGCGAGGGAAUAUAUUGGGGCCAGACCAUCCUUAUACGCUCGCCAGCAUGAACAACCUCGCCUUGAUAUACUGCGCUCAAGGCAAACAUCAAGUCGCUGCCAAGCUACAGUCGGAAGUGGUGGAGAUUUGCAAGACGAAGCUCGGGCCAGAGCAUCCUCAUACUCUGACGAGCUUGAACAAUAUUGCUCUCAUUUGGAAAAGCCAAGGUCGAGAUGCGGAUGGCAGGUGGAAGAUGGACGAGUGUGCCGAAGCUCGGUUGCGAGUUCUUGGCCAAAACCACCCUUAUACCAUUUCUUCUAGGGAAGCGGCAGAAAGCUGGUGGUCGUCCUCUCGACAUGCAAAAUUCCCUGACAUCUCGUAG